Messenger RNA from Mangifera indica (mango), 1092 nucleotides. RefSeq names its product probable ubiquitin-like-specific protease 2A. Gene Ontology annotation, molecular function: cysteine-type peptidase activity. The transcript has 7 exons. Lineage: Eukaryota; Viridiplantae; Streptophyta; Magnoliopsida; Sapindales; Anacardiaceae. The coding region runs from base 78 to 971 and encodes 297 amino acids. Gene Ontology annotation, biological process: proteolysis. The record is from RefSeq and is a predicted model, not a curated record.
UUAUUUUGUUUGUGGUGUUCCUGAAUUACUCGAAUUCUUUGCAGUCAGAGUGACAGACCCAGAAAAAACUUAAACAAAUGCGGGUAGCAAAGCUUGGCGAUCUCACCAAUCCAAUCGAUCUCGUCUCUACAACUCCUGAUGUUCCUGAUCAUAUUCUAAAGCAUCGCACAUGUUGGCUGCAAGUGUUAGCAUAUUUGCGUUCUCGCAGAAUCAAGACAUCGAGGAAACAGAUAAAGAGUUUUCAAUUAAAUGCCCCUUGUUUUUUAGGUACAAUCCCUUGCCGGAAAAGAUCAAUGAGAAGUAUUAAAUGCAAGAAUGCGAACUUAAGUGUUAAGUGCAAGAAUGCAAUCUCUAAACAACAGAAUAGGAAACAGAACAAAUUAGACUCGGGAACAUUUGAGUGCUACUUCGAUAAUUUGUGGAGGAGCUUCUCAGAGGAUAAGAAGUCUUGCUUUACGUGUCUUGACUCUUUAUGGUUUAGUUUGUAUACUAAGGAAUCUAGCAAAGAAAAGGUUUUGAGAUGGAUUAAGAAGAAGAACAUUUUCUCAAAGAAAUAUGUUCUUGUUCCUAUUGUUUGCUGGAGUCACUGGAGCCUCUUGAUUUUCUGUAACUUUGGUGAGAGUUUGCAGUCAAAAACAAGAACUCCGUGCAUCUUGUUGUUGGAUUCACUUGAAAUGGCAAAUCCCAGGCGAAUUGAACCAGAUAUAAGAAGGUUUGUGUUGGACAUAUAUAGGGCAGAGAAUAGGCCUGAGACUAAGGAGGCAAUUUCUCGGAUUCCCCUUUUGGUGCCUAAGGUGCCUCAGCAGAGAAAUGGUGAAGAAUGUGGUAUAUUUGUUCUAUAUUACAUUAAUAUGUUUGUGAAGAGUGCUCCAGAGAAUUUUCUUAUCGAUGGCUAUCCUUACUUCAUGGAAGAAAACUGGUUCAGUCUAGAAGGCAUGGAACUUUUCUGCAAGAAGCUUAAUGCUUUAUAAAAAUUGUUUUUCCCAGUGUGUAGAUGCAAUGUAUUCUAUGAAACAUUAUCAUUUAGGCAUGAAACCAUAGCUAUUAUACUGACAAUUCCUCUAAUGAAAAUUGACUUAAAUUUAAGUUUCA